Messenger RNA from Neodiprion fabricii, 3202 nucleotides. Its product is annotated as nose resistant to fluoxetine protein 6-like. The record is from RefSeq and is a predicted model, not a curated record. The transcript is spliced from 14 exons. Bases 1003 to 3174 code for a protein of 723 amino acids. NCBI's taxonomy places the organism in Eukaryota, Metazoa, Arthropoda, Insecta, Hymenoptera, Diprionidae. Gene Ontology annotation, molecular function: acyltransferase activity, transferring groups other than amino-acyl groups.
CCUUCUCUCUGGUCACACUCAGCUUGUGCCUCGUCGUGCUUUUGCGACAACGCGGUGUUCUGCUGAAUUGCCAAAACAAUUCCGAAUUGACCAACCACUACACUCGGUGGCGAGUCAAGCAGUUACAUCACGAUCUCCGGGAAGAGUCAAUGUCUGUAGCCAACAUCAAAUUCCAAAGUGAGACUUGACUCUGACCGUAUACAAACGCUCGCGGACGAAACUUGUAAAGCUCUACGCGUACCGAUUCAUUGUUAAAAACGGGUGGGCGUGUGUUGUUCGUUGCAAAUAUGCAAAGCAUAAUAAUCACUUGUUGCAUUUAAUUUCAAUAACCGCAUAAUAAAUGUGUUAAAAGACAAGUAAACGGAUUUUUAGAACUGUUUUUUUUUUACUUCAUUAUUUUGAAACAAGGCGAAUUUACUUGAAAUAAGUAAAAAUCUGCACAUGUUCAUUAGCCGUGAAGAUCCCCAAAACAAACAGCGGCUAGUAUUGAGUUGCCUGUUUUUAAAUAUCCAGCAUCGAUGCGACUAGUCGUGGCGGAAGGAACGAGUCUUCGCAGAACGAGUUUGGCAUUCGCGGCAAGUGUUUCCGUCUACGAACUAUGAUCGAACUCGCGUAACUAUUGUAUAGGUCUCAGAGGUGAUUAACCAUCGACGGCCAAUCGAAUGACGCAUGUCCUUCCCGAAUAAUUCCAUCAAUUUCUAUACCUAAGCCGCGUGUACCGGACGUUGAUGAACUUCCAACGGCACUCAAGCAACGGCGCUGAAAGUGUUACGAAAUAUCUACGUACGUGAAAAAAGGACGGAGAAGCGGUGCGACAGUUGUUAAAAGUUAUUAAUCCAACGAAGGUGAAAGUGAAACUACGUGAAACUACAUUGUGCCGAGUAUAAGGGAGAAUUGAAACACCUGUUAAUAAUUGUGCUUAAAAUGGGUGCGCAAACAUAAACUAGUCACCGUAAAAGAACACUUUUCAUCAGACAUUGUAUAAACCAAGAGAGUCCAGCUAUGCCUACGGUCAGACCGUGGACAGUUAUAAUAGUGGGACUAACCGUCUCCCAUUUUUCGAUUGCCUUUGCCGGGGCAAAAGAUGAGAGUAUAUGGAAAACGCAGAGGUCCGGAAAGGAGAUCGAUGCCCAGGUGGAGCUCGUCUACGAAAAUGACAGCGGAAGCAUGCUUCCGUUGUUGUCGAGAGAUCUGACUCUUCUGGGCCAGGCCGUCGACAUGAUAAGCAACGACGCCUGCAAGGAUCAAUGCAAGUCGAUGAUGGCGGGAAUUCACAACCUGACGUCAUGGGCCGUAAAGUUUUACGACGCGUCGGGAAAAUUUCCCGAAGGAGUACUCGGCGGAUCCUUGUACCAGCUGGGAAAUUUCGACGAAUGCCUUCAGAUCGGCCCUCUCGACGACGCACCUCUGGGGGUCAACGGACAGUAUUGCCUCGGGGAGGUGGGAAUCGGCGUGCCUGAUCUUUACCGUAAUCGAAAUGGCACUAUUUGGAAGGAUUUUGGCCCUCCGUUGGAGAGGUCCGAUGUUGUGGUGACGAAACUCUAUUGGGGAAUCUGCGUACCAGCGGCUUGCGAACCCCAAGACGUGGAGGAUGUGGUUCGGUCCGUUUUGGCGGUAGCCUUCAGCGGCUCUCGUUUGAAAUUGACGCCAAGGAUACCGGAGGGUUCUUGCUACAAGAGAACGUCUGAGAGCUACAACAAUCUGGACAUUGCUUACACAUGGUUAAUAUUCUCACUGAUAUUCCUCCUAUUUGCGGGAACUGCGUUUCACCUAACGUAUCUUAUAAGGAAAAAGAAUAUACCUGAAGGUAUGCUGCCCGAAGCGCUCAUGGGAUUCUCUGUGAUAUUGAAUAUGAGAAAACUGAACAGCAGUCCGAAAAUGGAAGAGAUAGAUCUGAGCUGUAUUUCUGGUAUCAAGGUGAUCGCGAUGCUGAUAAUAAUCACGGGACACUCACUGAUAUUUAUCAUCAGCGGUCCUGUAUUGAAUCUAAAAUUUUGGCAAGUUGCUGUGACAAAAGUGGAAAAUGCAGUAUUCCUCAACAACCCUCUUUUGGUAGAUACGUUCCUGUUGCUGAGUGGAUUUCUCAUCACUAGCCUCGUCCUCAAUCAACUCAACAAAGGAUACUCCAUCAACUUCCUCUUCGUAUAUCUUCUACGUUACAUAAGAUUGACACCGGCGUACUUCGUGGUCGUUGGAUUCUACAUGACUUGGUUCUCAAAACUGGGCUCUGGUCCAAUGUGGUCUCGCGUUUACCUGGAACAAGAGCGAUGCCUGGCUUCAUGGUGGUCCAACAUUUUGUACGUCAACAAUUACGUGAAAACUGACCAAUUGUGCAUGUUCCAAUCCUGGUACCUGUCCGUCGACACGCAGCUCUUCGUGCUUGCUCCACUGGUGAUUUAUCCCCUGCACAAAUGGCGUAAAGUUGGAGAGUUCAUUCUAGCGGCGGUUACAGCUGUGUCAGUUGUCAUACCAUUCGUCAUAACGUUAACGAACAACUUGGACCCGACGUUACUGGUCUACAGCGACGAGAUGUCGGACUUGUCAACAAAUUACUUUUUCAUAACGAGCUACGUCAAAACCCACAUGAGGGCGUGCUCGUACUGCUUUGGAUUAGUUUUCGGAUACGUAGUACACCGAAUACGACUGUCAGAUUACAAACUGUCAUCGACGACGGUAACAAUCGGAUGGCUGUUCGCGAGCUUGUCUCUCAUAGGCUCCAUGUUCACAAUCGUGAUUUUUUAUGGACCUCUGAAAAACUUCAAGCCAGUCGAAGCUGCACUCUACGCGUCCUUGCACAGAGUCUUCUGGAGUCUGGGUACAGGAUGGGUUAUCUUAGCCUGCGUUACUAAAAACGGAGGUGUCGCGGCAAAGAUACUCCAGUGGCGGCCAUUCUUACUCCUCAGUCGUUUGACCUAUUGCGCUUACCUGAUGAAUGGAGUGGUCGUCUUAGGGAACGUGGCUUCCACUCGGAGCCCACAGUACCUAGAUUUCGUUGCUUUGUGUCAACAAUGCGCAGCCCAUUGGGUGGUCACGUUCGUUGGCGCUCUGGUAUUAUCCAUGACGUGCGAAUCUCCAAUACUUAGACUGGAAAAACUCUUCUUGCCACGAGGGAGACAAAAGGCAAAUACCGACAGGAAAAAUGAGAGCCAAGAUACCAAUACUACAGACGCCUGAUACAAAAUAAAACCGUACUUUUAAAGAG